GAAGAGUUGUAAAGUUAUCAUAAACUCCCAAAAUGGAUGGAAGUAACGGCACCAAAGACAUGAAUAAUACCAUGACUCAAAUGGAAAUGGAUUUUAAUGCCUUACAAUCAAAUUUGGAUCAAUUCUUUUUGUUAACAAACGGAAUGAUCGUUUUGCUGAUGCAAUGUGGCUUUGCAUUCCUUGAGGCUGGUGCAGUGAGAAGUAAAAAUUCGACCAACAUUUUGAUUAAAAAUUUAAUGGAUCAAUUUUUUGCUGGUAUAUCAUAUUGGUUAGUUGGUUAUGCAUUCGCUUUCGGUAAAGGUCAUUGGUUUAUUGGUUACUCGUACUGGGCAUCAGCCGAUAUGCCUCAAGAGGACUUUGCCCUGUUCUUCUUCCAGUAUGUGUUUGCUGCAACCGCGGCUACGAUUGUGUCUGGGGCCGUAGCGGAAAGAUGUGAAUUCAUAGCCUAUAUCAUUUACAGUGUUCUUAUCACAGGAUUUAUUUAUCCAGUGGUUACCCAUUGGGUUUGGUAUGGUGAGGGUUGGUUACUUACUUUAGGUUACCUGGAUUUUGCUGGAAGUGGUGUUGUUCAUGUUCUUGGUGGUAUAGCGGCUUUCGUUGCUGCAUUUUUUCUUGGACCAAGGAAGGGUAGAUUUCAUAAAAGCAGUAAAACUGUUGCUCCUAUAAGAGGCCACUCUGUUCCACUUGCUGCUCUUGGUGGCUUUAUCUUAUUGUUUGGAUUUUUGGCAUUUAAUGGUGGCUCACAACUGUCCAUAUCGAAAACUGGAGAUGGUUCAGCUAUCAGUUUAGCUGUGGUGAAUACAGUUAUAUCCGGUUCGACCUCCGCUCUUUUUACAUUAGUUAUCAACCGAGCUGUUGGUACUUCUAAAUGGAGUUUAUUGACGACACUUAAUGGAGCUUUAGCUGGUAUGGUUGCUAUAUGUGCUGGUUGUAAUGUGUAUUAUCCAUGGGCGUCUUGCAUCGUCGGAUUCUUUGCUGCCAUCUCAUAUAGACUGAUCAAUUGGUCUGUAACUAAACUGUGGAUUGAUGAUCCUCUUGAUGCUGUAGCAGUCCAUUUCGGUGGUGGUUCCUGGGGAGUUAUUGCUGUAGCGUUUUUGCACAAAGAAAGGGGCAUCAUUUUUAAUUUCGAUAAUGAAUCUGGUUUGUUAUUGGGUUACCAGCUGGCUGGGUUACUAUCAAUUGGUGUUUGGACGGCUGUGACUUGCACAAUAAUGUUUGGUGGUUUAAAAUUAGCAAAGAUAUUUCGAGUUUCAUCUGAAUUGGAAGCCAAAGGACUUGAUAUACCCAAACACGGUGAACCAGCUUAUCCUACUGAAGCUUAUGGUCAUGGUUGGGAAGAAAAA
Lottia gigantea (owl limpet) is the source of this 1343-nucleotide messenger RNA. RefSeq lists its product as hypothetical. Lineage: Eukaryota; Metazoa; Mollusca; Gastropoda; Lottiidae. Gene Ontology annotation, molecular function: ammonium channel activity. The annotation marks the transcript as partial. Gene Ontology annotation, biological process: ammonium homeostasis; ammonium transmembrane transport. Gene Ontology annotation, cellular component: membrane. The transcript is spliced from 10 exons. The record is from RefSeq and is a predicted model, not a curated record.